AUGUGCACAGAGCAGCCCAGCACAGUGAACUGGACUGAGUGUGACGCUCGCUGGCCGUUUACCUGCAGACACACCUCACCUGGUCGCGCCUUCCUGACAAGCACCCCCGCUGCCCUCAGAGCGGCCCCUGUCCCGCCGCCCCGGUCUCCCGCGCUGCCGUCCCAAGCUGACCUCGCCGCUCUGGGGUCUCCUGCGUCCUGCCUUUUAGGAGAAGGCGCCGCUUGGUGGCCUGGUGUCGAUGAGGGCAGCUGCAUCACGAGACCCGACGUUGGAACGGACGCCCAGAGCCCCGGGGGCCGCGAGCCGGGAGCCCGCCUGCACGGCGUGGGGGUGAGCCUGGCGUUCAUCGCUGUCGGCGGCACCAACGGGACUACAUUUCCCAGCGGUCCUCGCGCACCACCCUACCGCGGGCUCCUUAGCAGACACAGGGAGGCUGGCGGCGGCGAGGCGCGGUGCCUUCUGGGACUUGUAGUUCGGUGGGCGGCGCUGGGCGCACUUAGGUCCAGGUUUGAAUUCCGCCCACCCGCAUUCGGCUCAGAGAGGAGGCAGACAGUGCGGGCGAGCGGGAGGGCCUGUGGUGCCAUGAUGCUGCCUCUGAGCACCAUCGAGGGCCAGGAGACGGAGGAGGUGCAGACCAGGCCUCCGGAGAAAGGAGCCCUGCCUUCUGAGAACCCUGAUGAUCUGCUAAACAAAGAGGAGGGGAAGAUGUCAGCCAAGUUCCUGCCCAUCUGUCCCUUGCCGAGUGUCUGCUUCGCUUACUACCUGGAAACGGAUGACUCUGACUCUGAUUCCCAGUCUGACCCUGACACCUUGAAACCCGGCUCGAGCUGCACCUCCCCCUCCAAGCCUGGCGUGGACCACGAGGAGAUCCAGGCGUGGGAGUGUCCCCUGUGCUGUCUCAGCAUCCUCUGCCUCUCCUAGAUCCCGAGGGCGCCUGCGCUCCCCCCCACCCCGCCCCCACUCCAUAGCACCUGCGCUCCCCUCCCCGACUCCGCUCCAGAGCACCUGCGCUCUUCGCCCCCCCCCCCCCACCCCUGCCCCUGCUCCAGAGCACCUGCGCUCUCCCCAGAGGCACGUGCUGGACUACUGUGAUGUGAGACCGCCGAUACAGCAGCCUCAAUAAACCCAGCUUGCCGUC
Messenger RNA from Bubalus bubalis (water buffalo), 1138 nucleotides. RefSeq lists its product as uncharacterized. The record is from RefSeq and is a predicted model, not a curated record. Bases 1 to 921 code for a protein of 306 amino acids. The transcript is spliced from 7 exons. NCBI's taxonomy places the organism in Eukaryota, Metazoa, Chordata, Mammalia, Artiodactyla, Bovidae.